Messenger RNA from Amblyraja radiata (thorny skate), 4493 nucleotides. RefSeq names its product SREBF chaperone (gene scap). NCBI's taxonomy places the organism in Eukaryota, Metazoa, Chordata, Chondrichthyes, Rajiformes, Rajidae. Gene Ontology annotation, molecular function: protein binding; sterol binding. Gene Ontology annotation, biological process: regulation of cholesterol biosynthetic process; SREBP signaling pathway. The coding region runs from base 69 to 4070 and encodes 1333 amino acids. Gene Ontology annotation, cellular component: endoplasmic reticulum membrane; SREBP-SCAP complex; Golgi membrane. The transcript is spliced from 22 exons. The record is from RefSeq and is a predicted model, not a curated record.
GUGUUGAUAUGACCUACACCGUGGCAGUACUCUGAUUAAUGACAGUCAUGUGGUGAAAGGCAACAAGAAUGACCAUUACUGUAAGGCUGCGUGAAAAGAUAUCGCAGGCAUUCUACAACUACGGCCUCUUCUGUGCAUCUUACCCCAUCCCCAUCAUCUUUUUCACCGCUGGCUGUAUCUUAACAUGCUGUUAUCCAUUAUUGAAGCUACCUCUGCCAGGAACGGGGCCAGUGGAGUUUACAACACCUAUCAAGGAUUACACCGCGCCCCCCAUCAAAGCAAACCGUGGACCCAGCGAGCAGAGUGAUAGACCAGAUUGGUAUUUCGGGCCUCCAGUUGCAUAUAUACAACAGAUAUUCGUCAAGGCCAUUGUGUCUCCUUGGAACAAGCACUUAUUCGCAGUGGACGUCUUUCGUGCCCCUCUCUCCAAAGUGUUUCAGCUGGUGGAAGAAGUGAGAAACCACGUCUUUCAAGACAGCGCUGGCACGAAAAGCCUCGAACACAUCUGCCUCCAGGUCACCGAUCUACUUCCUGGGUUAAAGAAGUUACAGGGUGUACUUCCUGAACAUGGCUGCCUCCUUAUCUCCCCUGCCAACUUUUGGAAGAACAGUCGCGAUAACUUUGAUUCUGAUCCGGACAUCAUCGGCACCAUUCACCAACAUGAACCGAAGACUCUGCAGACAUCUGCUUCACUCAAAGACUUGCUGUUUGGAGUGCCGGGGAAGCACAGUGGAGUCAGCUUACACAACCGUAAACGUGUGGUCUCCUACACCAUCACCAUCAUCCUGCAGCAAUAUCACUCCAGAUUUCUGAAGAGUCUUCGAUGGAGAUUGAAGCAACUUCACCCGAGUGCCAACAUCACAUUGAGGGAAGAUCAGAUCGUGCAUGUCCAUUUUAAAGAAGAAAUUGGCAUUGCUGAGUUGAUUCCUCUGGUCACUACCUACAUCAUUCUGUUCGCAUACAUCUACUUCUCUACCAGGAAGAUCGACAUGGUGAAAUCAAAAUGGGGUCUGGCUCUUGCAGCAGUGGCCACUGUUCUGAGUUCCCUUCUCAUGUCAGUUGGUUUAUGCACACUCUUUGGCCUUACACCGACGUUGAAUGGAGGAGAGAUCUUCCCCUACCUAGUUGUGGUGAUUGGUCUGGAGAAUGUGCUUGUUCUCACCAAGUCUGUGGUCUCCACCCCUGUGGACCUUGAAGUCAAACUACGGAUAGCACAAGGUCUAAGCAAUGAAAGUUGGUCCAUAAUGAAGAACAUGGCUACUGAACUGGUUAUUAUACUGAUUGGUUACUUCACCUUGGUUCCAGCUAUUCAGGAGUUUUGCUUAUUUGCUGUGGUUGGACUGGUAUCUGACUUCUUCCUUCAGAUGUGUUUCUUCACAACAGUGUUGUCCAUUGACAUUCGACGCAUGGAGCUUGCUGAUCUUAACAAGCGGCUUCCAGCAGAGGCUGUGCAGGAGAUCUCCGAUCAAAUGAGGCUGCCACGUUCCAAGUCAGUCCCAAGGCAGAAGAGGUAUGAGCGACAGGCUGCCCUGCAGUCCUCAGCCCCAUACACUAUCUCCCUGCAGCCGUCUUCUUUCAGAAACCUGCGGCUGCCGAAGAGACUGAGGGUGGUGUACUUCUUGGCCAGGACCCGACUGGCACAGAGAAUUAUCAUGGUGGGGACUGUGAUAUGGAUUGGGAUCCUGGUAUACACUGACCCAGCCGGCCUCCGGACCCUAUUAGCAGCGCAGGUGACCGAGCAGAGCCCGCUGGGGGAGAACGGCCUGGCCUCCAUCGCGGUUCCUCCGGGGGUCUUCCAGAGGGGGGACACCAAGGACGGCCUGCCGGGAUUCCCGUCCGACGUCAGCCCGGCGGGGCCGGAGAACCAGUCGCUCGACGCGGCCCAGACCAAGAAUCCCACCCCCCUGGACCCUUUACCCUUGCAGUCUCCCGAAAACAUCUCCCCCCGUGGCAAAGAGCAGGGCCGGAGAGAGGCCAGCGUCCCGGAGAACGACUUCAAGGUGGAGAUUACCUGGGGAGCCCAGGACGAAGAGAUGUGGAGGAAGCUCUCUUUCCGACAUUGGCCCACACUCUUCAGCUAUUACAACAACACUUUGGCAAGGAAGUACGUCAGCAUUCUGCCCAUCAUCCCCGUCUCCUUCCACCUGAGUCUGCAAGAUGCGAUGGAUGCCAGGCACCCUCUGGACACCAAGCGAUACCAUUCCCUGUUCCCAGCCGGUUACGGAGAGACCAGGGAUCAAAACAAGCCGGGGAUAGCCAGGGAUCCAAACAAACAGCAGGCUCCCUCCAAACCGCAUGUUCAUCUGGACAUCACUCUCUACAAGGUUGGAGCGCUUGGCCUGGCAUCGGGGGUCCUGCUUGUCAUUCUGCUCUUCUGCUUGUACAAAGUGUUCUGUCCAAAGACCUACGGCCAAGGUGGUCUCUCCCACGGGAGGAGGAGACGUGGAGAUCUCCCCUGUGAUGACUAUGGCUACUCGCCACCCAUCAGUGAGACCUUGCCACUCAUAUUGAAGGGGCAUUUAAUGGAUAUUGAAUGCUUGGCGAGUGAUGGGAUGUUGUUGGUCAGCUCCUGCCUGUCUGGGCAGAUCAGAGUGUGGGAUGCACAGACCGGUGAUUGUCUCACUGUGAUAUCAAACUCCAGGCAAUGGGGAGAGAGCGGUGUUCUCCUCGAGCGGCAGCAGAGCCGGGAAUACAUAUCGGAUCCUGAAAACGGAGAGGAUGAUGUGUAUGAGAAUGGAUACACCUUCCAGAGGCAGCUAACCUCUCCGCAGCCCCUUCUCUUCACCGACCAGCCUGACCUGUCCAGCUUUAUAGACACCAACUUUGCCGAGCAGAUGAAAGAAGACCACACGGCUCCCAGGCAGAGAAUUAUCUCCGAGUGUUCGCAAGAGACUGGCUACGACUUUGGCCGGGCAUACGACAAGGCGUACGAGGAUCAUAUGAUGCUCAACGCGCAAAACCUGCGGGGUUUCCCGUCCCGCCCAGCGCCCGUCAAGUCCCAAACGUCAGUGAGCCUGAAGUCACAGGGUUGGGACGUCGGCUGUAACCACCGCAGGAGAAGUCUCGGUGACGAGCCCUUGGCUGUGUACGAUAUGGCCUCUGCCCUGCCCGUGGGCGGUGGGGACGGUGAAAGCUCUGUGUGGAGUCUGGGCAUACAGGGCAACCUCAUCGUGACCGGACGGAGUGACGGCAGGCUCCAGGUGUGGAACGCUACAGAUGGAUUGCUUCGCUGCUGUGACGAGGAGGGCUCGUCAGGGAUAACUGCACUGGCUUUCAUCACAAACAGAAUUGUUGCAGCCAGACUGAAUGGUUCAUUAGAUUUUUAUUGUUUAGAUACCAAUAAGACUUUUAAUCAGCUUCAAUACAGAGGGACCCCCAACAGGUCCAGCAUUCCAUCGUCGCCAGUUUUCAGCAGUGACGAUCUCAUUGUUUGCCAGCUGACCCACGCCGUUCCCUGUGCGCAUCAGAAGCCCAUCACGGUCCUGAAAGCUGCGGCUGGCCGCGUGGUGACGGGUAGCCAGGACCACACACUCAGAAUAUUUCGACUUGAGGACUCGUGUUGCCUUUAUACGUUGCAGGGCCACUCUGGAGGGAUCACUGCCGUUUACAUAGACCAGACGAUGACGCUGGCCAGCGGGGGGCAGGACGGAGCUGUGUGCCUGUGGGACGUGUUGACGGGGAGCCGCAUCAGCCACAUGCACGGCCAUCGUGGUGACGUCGUCUCCCUCAUCUGUACCUCCAGCUGCGUCAUCAGUGGCGGCCUGGACGACAUCAUCUGUAUGUGGGACCGCAGCACUGGCAUCAAGCUCUACUCCAUUCAGCAAGACAUGGGAUGUGGUGCCAGCCUGGGGGUGAUAUCGGACAACCUGCUGGUGACGGGGGGUCAGGGCUGUGUCAGCCUGUGGGACAUUGGCUACGGGGACCUGCUGCAGACCGUGUACCUGGGCAAACGCAACGAGCUGCAGCUGGUGCGGCAGCUGCUGGUGCUGGACAACGCCGCCAUCGUGUGCGACUUCGGCAGUGAGCUCAGUCUCGUCUACUUCCCCUCCGUCCUGGAGAAGCUGGACUGAGCGAGCGAGCGCGAGCCUCGCUGCACGAGCCCACCACCGCCACGGACCCCGCCUCGUAGCGCAUGACUGGAGACGCCAUACACUGGAUGAUCAUUCGACUGCACGGGGAGAACGCUGCACGAUAACGCUGGCCGGCCUUCACUCUGCGGCAACUGGCUGAAACAAAGCAAGAUUUUAAUUUUAUAAUUUAUGUAACAAAGCUUCAGAACAGCAUGGUGCAGCGGGAAUAAGCCUGCCCUGCAAAGAGCACUUGGUUGGCACAACUAGCACGUUAUAGUAAUCAGGCCCGAUAUUAUUUGUUCUCACAAUAUCGCUUCAUGUGAAUCAGACAUAAACUGUGACGCAAGGAAGAUAGAGCAGAGAUAUUUUUUAAAUCAAAUUUUUUUUUUAAAGUGCAUUAAAGGAUUAUAAAUUUUAAGAAAA